This is a messenger RNA of Glossina fuscipes, 1408 nucleotides long. RefSeq names its product homeobox protein 2-like. Gene Ontology annotation, biological process: mesoderm morphogenesis. Bases 288 to 1271 code for a protein of 327 amino acids. The transcript has 4 exons. Gene Ontology annotation, cellular component: extracellular region. Gene Ontology annotation, molecular function: growth factor activity; heparin binding. NCBI's taxonomy places the organism in Eukaryota, Metazoa, Arthropoda, Insecta, Diptera, Glossinidae. The record is from RefSeq and is a predicted model, not a curated record.
AUUGUUUUUUUUUAUUAUUUUUUUCAUUUUUAUUUUUACUGGCUGCAAUGGUACAAAGCUUAUUAUAGAAACUACUCAGCACCCAUUUCACGAAAAGUGGACUACUUCAACCUUUGUUGAAUUAACCGCAGGCAAAACAACUCUAACUCUUAUCUACAAAUAACGUAUACACGCGCUUACACAAGCUUUUUAUAUUUAUAUAUACAUAUAUAUAUAUACAUACUUAUAUAUAUAUAUAUAUACAUACUUAUAUAUAUAUAUAUAUAUAUAUAAAUAUAUAUUUCGAAAUGAAUCUCGUAAUAGUAUCCGUGCUUUUGUUAGCCAUGUUGGCAUUUCAGCCGACAUUGAUUUAUGGCACAAAAAGCUUGGCAUCCGCUGGCAAUAGCAGUAACCGCAAUCUAAGAGCCAACAAAUACAGUAAACGACACACUGCCACCGCAGCUCUAUCGUCCUCACAUACACCCACAUUAACAUCAACGGCCAAAUUAGUUUUGUCUCUGGAGUCGGGUAAGAUUUUAGUGCGUCCUGCACGUGGAGCCAAUGCAGAAACUAUAAAUGGUGGCGGCGGAAACGGUGGCGGUGGUAAUAAACGUCAAAAAAAUAAUAAUAAUAAAAAAUUAAAUAAUAAAAAAUCUUCACAUGAGAAUGCAUCACCGACAUCUAUGUUAUCAUCCUCAAUACCAUCAUCAUCAACUGGACGCAAAUCUAGUGAAAGCAUAUACUCAGCCGUGGUUGCAUCAACCGCAGCCAACCAGAAAACUCAAUUUAAUAGUAAUGGCAGCGGUAAUAAUAACAAAGGCAAAACGCGUCAAUUACUAAAAUCACAAAAACAUCAAAAUCAUGGUAAACAUUCGUCAGAUGACAAAGCAAACAAACAUAAUGUUGAAAGAGCUCACAGCGAAAGUGAGAAGGCAUCAACAACUUGCCGUUAUGCCAAGAGCGCCUGGUCUGAUUGCGAUCCCCAAACUAAUUUGCGUACACGUACCUUAACGCUUAAAAAAGGUGACCCGAAUUGUUUGCAAACCAGAACCAUGGAGAAGAAAUGUAAAAAACCGUGUCGUUAUGAAAAAGGCGCCUGGUCUGAAUGCAUUAAUGGUCAAAUGACGCGUGAGGAUAAAUUGAAAUCAACAGGCGGCAAUGAAGGCAGAAACGAUUCCAACUGUGAGACAGUGCGCAGCAUUAACAAGAAAUGCAAUCCCUCGGGUGGAGCAAACAAGCAAAGAAAGGAGCGUAAAAACAAAGGAUCCCGCAAUCGCAACCAGGGCCAGUAGAUGACGUAAUCUUAAAAGCAUCGAGCAUUUCAAGAUUUCAAGAUAAAAUGCAAAUUCAAUCAUCUUUACAAUUUUUAUAUAGAAAUUUUUAAGAAUUAAACGUAACAUUAGUAUAUUAAUUAAACAAAUUGUUCGUG